Molecule: messenger RNA, 1590 nt
Organism: Plasmodium relictum
Lineage: Eukaryota; Apicomplexa; Aconoidasida; Haemosporida; Plasmodiidae
Product: conserved Plasmodium protein, unknown function
Exons: 1
Coding region: 1-1590 (529 amino acids)
Source: RefSeq, a predicted model, not a curated record
AUGAAGAAUAUUAGUAAACUUAACAACAACGAUGAAGAAGGAAAUACCAUAAGAUCAUUAGGCCAUAAUGCACUAGUUGAAUUAUUGAAUAAUAAUAAUAAAGAAAUAGAAAAUGAAUUACACGACAAUGAAAAUGGUGUUAAUGAAAUAAAUUUAUUUGAAAUAAGUAAUUGUAUAGAAAAUGAAUCAAAUGAUAAAAAAAAGAAAGAAAUGAGAUGCUCAUCAACAAAAUUAUUAAAUAAAUUUUCUUAUAACAAAUUAAAUGAAAAUAAAAUAGAUACAUUAUAUUAUGAUAAUAAUUUUAAUGUCAUUAAAACAGAAUGCAUAAGACAUAAUUAUUUUAAUGCAAUAGAUAAAAAUAAUAUUUUUUUAUCUGACAAAGGUCAAAAAAUUUUCAUGAAUGAUAACAUUAAAAAAAAUAUGAAUAAUAACUUACUAAAAAUAAAUAGUAUGAAUCGAAAUAUAGCAUAUGAUGAUGAUUUAUAUAAUAUUUUAAAAAAAAAAAGGAAGGUUAAAAGUGAAAUGCUAGAAAAUAUUACAGCACCUAAAAAUGAUAUUCGAAAUGAAAAAAAAAAAAAAGAUUUCAUUUAUUUUAAUAUUGAAGAUACUGAAAGUGAAAAAAAAAUUACUGCAGAAAAUUGUAAUAACAUAAAUAAAACAAAACAAAAUUACAACGAAAUUUCUGAAAAAAAAGAAGAUAUUAUAGCAGAUAAUAAAGUAAAGAAUAAUAACAAAAAAAGUACACCAAAAACUAAAAAUAAUAAGGCUAUUUUAUGUGAUAUUGAGAAAACAACUUUGGAAAUAAAUGAUUUAUAUAAAACACAAGAAAAACUAAGUGAAGGAAAAAAUAAAAAAGAUAAUGAAAAUAAUAUUGAAAUGGACGAAUAUUAUGAUAUAUGUAGUAAUAAAGAUAAUAUAUGUAAUAAUAAAAUUAAUAAUAAUUCUUCAAAAAAAAGAGAGCAUAAAAACUCUAGUAUGAAUACUAAUAUUAUUAAUGAAAACAAAGACAAAAAAAAAAAUAUUAAUAAUCGUCAACAUAUUACUAAAAAAAAAGAAGUUUUAAAAUUAGACGAUGAUCAUAUAAAAAAGAAUGAAAAUAAUUUAAGAUUUAAUGAAGAAAAAAGCGAUAUGGAUAAAUGUAUUAUUAAAAAAGAAGAAUGUAAUUCCAUUACAGGUAAUGAACAUUUAGUAAAAAAUGAAAAUAUAGAUGAAAAUGUACUUAAAGAUGGUAUGAAGGAAUCAGUAAAUUCUGAAAGUUUUAUUUUUCUUGAUUUUAAUCCAUUAGAAGAGGAUUACCUAGAAAUUAAAAAUGCAUUAAAAAAUUACAAAAAGAACUAUAUUUCAUUAUACACAAAGGAAAAUAUUGAUCAUAAUUCUAAUUCUAAAAACGGUUUAAAAGAAACAUAUAUAAAGAAGGAAAAAGAGAAUACUCAUAAUUUAGAGCAAAUUAAUAGUUCUACAUCAUUUUAUAUUAAAAGAAAGUAUAAUGAUUUGAAAGAAACAUUAUUAAAGAAAAAAAUAAAUAUAAUUAAUUACGAUUUUAAAAAUAAUAUAUGUUAUGUACUGAUAAAGAAAAGUUCAACAUUAUAG